UCCCGCCAACUUCCACAAUGCAGCUACCGAACUUCUGGAUUGGUGUGGAGAUCCAAGAGCGUUCCAGAGGCCCUUUGAGCAGAGUCUUAUGGGCUGUUUGACGGUUGUUAGCAGAGUGGCAGCACAGCAGGGCUUUGACCUGGACCUUGGAUAUCGGUUGCUGGCUGUUUGCGCAGCCAACAGGGACAAGUUCACGCCAAAAUCAGCUGCACUGCUUUCAUCGUGGUGUGAAGAACUGGGACGACUCCUCCUGCUGCGCCACCAGAAAAGCCGGCAAAACGACCCUCCGGGGAAGCUGCCCAUGCAGGCACCCAUGAACUCCAUGAAACCUUCCCUUUCCCAUAGGUGCAUAUGUGACGGCUGCCACCUUGACAGACCCCAGAGAUUGAAACGGGGACCUCCAGAGCUGAAAGCUGAUGGAUCAUUUCCUUAUGAUUCUGUUCCUUGGCAACAAAACAGUAACCAACCACCAGGCUCGCUAUCGGUGGUCACAACAGUAUGGGGUGUGACUAAUACAUCCCAGAGCCAGGUGAGCAUCAUCCUAUGUCACUUUCCCUUUCGAUCAGGUGCUGGGAAAUCCCAUGGCAAAUGCCAACAGUGCUAUGAACCCAGCAGGGAAUCCCAUGGCUUCUGGGAUGACAGCCAGCAACCCUGGCAUGAAUUCACCUCAGUUUGCAGGGCAGCAGCAGCCUUUCUCAGCCAAGGCAAGCUCUAAUCAGUCAUACAUUCAACAAGGCAUGUAUGGACGGCCCAACUACCCCGGGAGCGGAGGCUUUCUGAAUUCACUCAACCAGCAGCAGCUGCAGCCGCGGGGGCGUGUAAACCAGCGCCCGCCACUGCCACAGCUACGGCCACCGCAACAGUUGCAGCACUGCAGGAAACCCAAAACAAGGAAAUGAAUCAGUAUGGACCGGUUUGUUCCUCUUUCCAGAUGGGUCCAACACAGCCUUACAACAGCCAGUUCAUGAACCAGCCUGGCCCUCGGGGUCCCGCUUCCAUGCCAGCCAACCUGAACCCUGCGUCCAUGGGGGCAGGCAUGACGCCUUCCAAUAUGAGUGGGCCACCGAUGGGCAUGAGUCAGGCCAGGCCUCCAGGAAUGAGUCCUUUCAACCAUGGGCAGAGGAUGCCCCAACAAGCUUACCCUGGCCCACGUCCUCAAUCGUUGCCUAUGCAAGGCAUGAAGAGACCAUAUCCCGGGGAGCCAAACUAUGGAAACCAGCAGUAUGGACCAAAUAACCAGUUUCCAUCCCAGCCUGGUCAGUAUCCUGCUCCCAAUCCUCCGAGACCCCUUACAUCACCCAACUACCCGGGACAGAGAAUGCCAAACCAGCAAAACUCGGGGCAAUAUCCUGCUCCAGCCGUUAACAUGGGGCAAUAUUACAAGCCAUCAAGGCCUGUUCCUGUAGCAAAUUACCCUCAUUCGCCUGUUCCAGGAAAUCCUACAGCACCUAUGACUCCAGGGAGCAAUAUUCCUCCAUACCUGUCCCCUAAUCAAGAUGUCAAACCGCCAUUCCCACCUGACAUUAAGCCAAAUAUCAACACUUUGCCACCACCUCCAACCAACCAUAACGAUGAACUGCGUUUGACGUUCCCUGUGAGAGAUGGGGUCGUGUUAGAGCCCUUCCGAUUGGAACAUAAUUUGGCAGUCAGCAAUCACGUCUUUCACCUGCGGCCUACUGUUCAUCAGACACUAAUGUGGAGAUCAGACUUGGAGUUACAAUUCAAGUGUUAUCACCAUGAAGACAGGCAGAUGAACACUAACUGGCCAGCGUCGGUCCAGGUCAGCGUCAAUGCAACUCCGCUUACCAUUGAACGGGGCGACAACAAGACAUCGCAUAAACCCCUGCACCUCAAGCACGUUUGCCAGCCAGGAAGAAAUACAAUUCAAAUUACUGUCACAGCAUGCUGUUGUUCCCAUUUGUUUGUUUUGCAGUUAGUACACCGGCCUUCAGUGCGUUCUGUUCUUCAGGGCUUAUUAAAGAAACGCCUGCUUCCAGCAGAACACUGUAUCACAAAAAUCAAGAGGAAUUUUAGCAGCGUGGCCGCCUCCUCGGGCAAUGCACCCCUCAACGGAGAGGAUGGGGUAGAGCAGACAGCGAUCAAAGUCUCUCUCAAAUGUCCAAUCACAUUCCGGCGGAUCCAGCUCCCAGCAAGAGGUCAUGAUUGCAAACACGUACAGUGCUUUGAUCUGGAAUCCUACCUCCAGCUGAACUGUGAACGAGGCACGUGGAGAUGCCCUGUAUGCAAUAAAACAGCUCUGCUGGAGGGCCUGGAGGUGGAUCAAUAUAUGUGGGGUAUUUUGAACGCUAUACAAAACUCUGAGUUUGAGGAAGUCACAAUUGACCCAACAUGCAGCUGGAGACCUGUUCCAAUCAAGUCAGACAUUCACAUCAAGGAUGAUCCAGAUGGCAUUCCCUCUAAAAGAUUUAAAACCAUGAGUCCUAGCCAGAUGAUCAUGCCUAAUGUGAUGGAGAUGAUUGCUGCCUUGGGUCCAGGUCCAUCUCCUUACCCAUCAAUUCCACCACCACCUGGUGGCACCAAUUCCAAUGAAUACAGUAGCCAAGGUAACAGUUACCAAGGUCACAGCAAUUUUGAUUUUCCCCACGGGAAUCCCGGUGGGACGUCUAUGAAUGACUUCAUGCAUGGUCCCCAGCUGUCACACCCACCGGAUAUGACCAGCAACAUGGCAGCACUUGAUAAACCCCUAAGUCACCCCAUGCAGGAACCUAUCCCUCAUCCUGGCAACACUGAUCAGUCCCAUAGUUCCAUGCAGCAAGGUUUGCACGUCCCUCAUCCCAGCAGCCAGUCAGGGCAGCCAUUACAUCACAGCGGUCCCCCGACUCAGCCGUCCCGGCAGCCGACCCAGGCCGCUGCUAGCAACCAUCCACACAGUGAGCUGGCUUUUAACCCCUCGGCAGCUUUAGAAGCUCAACCUGGUGGGCAGGGAACAUCUGACAUGCCGGAGCCUUCGCUGGAUCUGCUUCCGGAGCUCACAAAUCCAGAUGAGUUACUUUCAUAUUUGGAUCCUCCUGACUUACCAAGCAAUAGCAACGACGACCUUCUUUCUCUUUUUGAGAACAACUGAAGCCUUCUGCAUUUUACUCCCAACACCUUUCACCUGUAUGACACAUCUGUAGCUUCACAGUGAGGAAUUUCUAGUUACUCUUUUCCACAAGGACAAGCUCACAGCUUGAGCAUACAGCACACACUCCUUCCUUUCCUCAUCUCAGAACUGCUUGAGUCAAAGUUUUGGUCGUGGCGGUGGGGAGAAGCGAGAGGACAAUAUGGCAUUGACCUUCUAGACUGCCUUGCCACAUCACAGACCGCUUGUAGAGCUGUGGAAAACCUCACUUCUGUCUAGUUCUGCAGAGAGAACGAGAGUGAAUGACUUUUGGGAUACCUAGCAAGAAACAUCCCAGCCAGUCUCAGCAAGGGAAGAAAGAGACAGCAACAGGUCCAUUCUUAACGACCAGUUUCAGAGUGUCUUUCCAACCUGUGUUCUUCCAUGCAUUUCCUUCCUUUUGCUGUAAUGUCUGUUCCACUCAGUCCUCCCCAAGUUAUGCAGGUUCCAGUCUAUCUGUCAUCUGUCUAAGGACAACAUUUGGCAGCACGUUCAGACUAACUGAGCACUCGGAAUCAUAAAAUACCAAAAAGCACAAAGAAAUCAGUAAUGUCACAAGUAGGAUAAAAAUACAACAUGUAUCAAAGGGAGACAUCAGACUGUGGUUUUUCCAUUGUGGGAGAGUCCUGUGAAAUCUCCAGGUUGUGGCGAGCGUGUUUUUUUCUAGUAAAUUGUAGCAAUCUUUUUUGUUUUAAUUACUCUUAUGAGCAGAAUAACUCUUUCCCUUUACACAAUGUAUAUUGUCCUACUUCUCAUGUGUUUUCCUACAAAAGUUUGUUUUCAGUUUAUUGCCUUUUUUUAUAAUAGAGCAGCCAGUCACUGAAAAAAAAGAAAGAAAAGAAAAAUGGGAGAGAGGACAAGAACCUUAUUUGCAUAUGAAGUGAGCAAACCCUUCAAAAUAUUGGGGAUAAGAACUUCCUCUGUUCUUUAGUUGUGCAGUUAGAACAUUGCUCAGUUCCUACCGGGGAAAAAGAAAGUUCCAGGGACUUGAAAAAUCCCCCUUGCAGGAGUAUCUGGGAGAACUGAGAGUCAAGAUGGCAGCCUCAAUCAUGUGAUCAGAAUUCUGCCCCUUUUUAACCUGCUGGGCGUGCAAUGCGAGUAAAAAAAGAGGCAGGUUUCCAUCACACAGUCGCAGCUGAAUUCUUGACUCUUUUGACCUAUCAGAUGUCGCUGCCCACUUCAUUCAACCCAAGAGAGGGGAAACUCAUUGAAGUAAUUGAAACAGGCAUUUAUAUUGGGAGAAACACCGCAUAACCCUGAUGGCUUGCCUUGUAUUUUCCAGGCUGUGUAGUGAUCCAUCCUUUUGCUAUUGUGUUUUAUCAUUUACCUGCCAGAAUCUCUCCCCCUUCUUUUAAAAACACAGAUUUCCAAGGAUAAUGGGCAUGGGAAAAAAUUAGUCAUUCUGGUGCAAUUUUCCUGCUGAUUCUCAUGCCAAAUGCUUCCCUGGUACUUGUGAUUCUCCCUCGGUUGCUUCCUUCCUGCAUGAGCUUCCAGUCACUUCUGGGCCCACUGUUGUGCUGUUGCCCUCUUUUUAUAAAUUAUGUAUAGUAAACUGUGUUUUUAAAAAGUGCAUGUGUGCCAACUCUGCUCUUUCGCAGGCCAACAUUUCAUCUUCUGCCUUCUGUGUACAGAUAUUGCCUGCCUGCCUGCCUGCCUGCCUUCCUCCUUCCUUCCUUCCUUCCUUCCUUCCUUCCUUCCUUCCUU
Molecule: messenger RNA, 4825 nt
Organism: Python bivittatus (Burmese python)
Lineage: Eukaryota; Metazoa; Chordata; Lepidosauria; Squamata; Pythonidae
Source: RefSeq, a predicted model, not a curated record